Messenger RNA from Cyclopterus lumpus (lumpfish), 3402 nucleotides. RefSeq names its product elastin microfibril interfacer 2b (gene emilin2b). The transcript has 9 exons. The record is from RefSeq and is a predicted model, not a curated record. Lineage: Eukaryota; Metazoa; Chordata; Actinopteri; Perciformes; Cyclopteridae. The coding region runs from base 322 to 3090 and encodes 922 amino acids. Gene Ontology annotation, molecular function: protein binding.
ACCCAAGUGUAGGCCUCCGGAAAUCAUGUAAUCUAUGACUGUGUGUUUUUGGAUGCCGAAAGAGAGUUGGAUUUGGUGUGUGUGUGUGUGUGUGUGUGUGUGUGUGUGCAGGCGCGCGCGUGUGUGUGUGUGUGUGUGUGCAGGCGCGCGCGUGUGUGAUCUAAGAAACGGAAAAAGGCAUCUGUCUGUCAGUGUUGGAGGGGGUCCCAAAACGUCACAUCCAAGGACGGUCCGCGCUGCGCCCCUCAGAACGGGAACGACGCACAACACGGACCUGCUCUCCAACCCGACAGACGGACCGUGAAAUAUAAUAUCACAACCAUGAAGUGCGGACUUAUUUACGUUUUAAUAGCGCUUCCUCUUAUCAGCGGGUCACCUUUGCAGCAUGGUGUGUUUCAGGGAAACUCUUAUUCCGGCACCGAAACACGCCAGAGAAACAAAAACUGGUGCGCCUACGUCGUGCACAAGAACGUGAGCUGCGCGGUCGCGGGAGGCGCGGAGAGCUUCGUGCAGCCGCACGCGGCGCCGUGUCCUCCGGAGACUCCGAACUGCCUGCAGCAAGUGAUAUAUCGGACACACUUUCGGCCCACGUAUAAGAUCGCAUACAAGACCGUCACGGAGCUGCAGUGGAGGUGCUGCCCGGGGUACCAGGGCCACGACUGCUGGGAGGUGAAAGACAUUAAACUGCUCCAGGUGGAGCGCUUGCCUCACGCUCCCUCUGGACAUAUUCCAGUCCCCCAAGCUCCAGAUCAGCGCACAGAAACCCAGAGGAACCAUCCGUGGGGAGGGGAGGGGCAGUUUGGAGGUCAGAGGGGUCACAAGCCAGCGGGGGAUCAUGGAGGAUCUCAAAGUGCACAACACCUGGAGGUGCAGCAGCUUUCCCAGAUGGUCCUGGACAUGCAGGCGAGGAUGACAGACAUGUCCUCCAAUCUGAGACUGGAUUUCCAAGAGGAUGCCAGUAAAAUGCUGGUCACGCUGCUGAAUAACUACAGACCGCCUGCCAGUGCGAGAGGCGCGGAGACGCACACCGUUCAGGUGCAGGACUUCUCUUUUGGGAGCGAGGCCACACAGAUGGACGAGGUCAUAAACAAGGUCAGCCAGGUCGCAGACGACCUGGAGUCCAAGGGCAACAUCCUGGAUGACCUGAGGGGUCGCGUCAACCGCCACGACGGACAAAUCCAUCUGUUAAUGGAAGCUGCCCACAACCAGCUGUCCACUCCCAGUCCCGCUCCCCCGGCCGGUGGUGGAGACCUGCGCGCCUACCUGGACGAGAAGAUCCGCGCCCUGAGAGAGGAGUUAAUGGAGGGCAUGGACAUCAAACUGGCAGACAUGAAGAACUCGUGCGAAUAUAAAAUCAUGUCGGUUCAGGAGCAGUGCGAGGGAACCGAAACCAACUACCUCAGUCUGGCAGAGCUCAUGGACUCCAAAGAAACUGACCUCCGCAACGAGAUCCAGGACCUUAAGACCAAGCUGGUUGAUCCAGGAAGGCAAGACAACCGUCUCGUGGAGAACCCAGAAAUCUGUCUGAACUCAUCUGAGAAGAUGGCCCAGUGUCUCUCCGUGGAGGAGAAGCUGAAGAAGGAACAAGCAGAGGCCAUCCGAGGCCUGAGGGAGACUCUGGAGGACCAGCUGGUGUCCAUGGAAGACAGACUCACCACCCUGUUGUUAGAUACAAGCACCAGCUCCCCAUCUGGCAGUCUUCUGACUGCUGUGGAAAACAUCAACCAACAAGACUUCCAGAGCUGCAGAACCGCUAUCGAUGCCAUGGAGACAAGUCUAAAAGCCCAAAUAAAUGGCCUUGGAGCCGUGGAGAGGCAACAACUCAACUUCAGCACUAGCAUUGAGAACCUUCAUGGGGAGUUGAGCUACCUGAAAGGCCGCGCGGGCAAGUUGGAGGACUCUCUAUCGGAUGUAGUCCACCAGCAGUCUCGGGCGUCUCUGAUUCUCAACUCCACAUGGGGACAAGUUAAAACGGGGUCUUCCCAGGAGGCCAAGGACCUCCUGGAGCUCCACAGGACUCAGCAACAGGAGCUGAGAAACCGUCUGGACGAGCUGGGCAGGGAGGUGAAAGCCAAGGCCGACGGCUGCAGGGAGCAAACUGAAGAUGUCGAGAGGGGGAUAGCGCACAUGGACCGCCGCAUUGUGAGCGUGGAGGGUUUAUGCGGCCGCUUGGACCCAAUCUCCGGGAGCCUCCAGAGGAUCAAAGAGGGUCUGAAUACACACGUCACUGGGUUGUGGACUUGUGUCAACCAGCUGAAUGCUACGGUUAGAGCUCAUGCCCGUGAUAUUGGAGGACUGAGGGGAACUUGUGUGAACCUCCAGGACCAAACAACCCGCAGUCCUGGGAAGACCGGUGUUCAUGUUGCUGUGGAGGACGCGGGACCUCUGCAGGGUUCAAGUAAGAGCCUCUCGGGGACGACUGCUCCCCCGGAGGACUCCCUCCCACAGCCACCUGUGAUGGAGACCGGAGAGGCGGGACCCCCCGGCAAGAUGACCUCGUCCAAGCUGCCCAAAGGGACAGACGGCAGCACGAUGCCUGAUCAGGGUUUUGCUGGCGCUCCAGCCUCCGCAGACAAAUCCACAGAUUCGCUAAAACCCGGCACGCUGGUCAUCUCAGCAGGUGUGAACACGGCCAGCAGACAAUCAUCACAGACGGCGUCAGGUGAGAGGGUGUCGUUCUCAGCCGGUCUGACGCUUCCUCCGUUCCAGGGAGAGAUGGGAACCAUUCGAUUCAACAAGAUGUUGGUCAAUGAUGGAGGACAUUAUGACCCUCACACAGGUAUCUUCACGGCUCCGACGGACGGCCGCUACCUGGUGACCGCCGUGCUCGCGGCCCAGCGUGGCGAGAGCGUGGCGGCGGUCCUGUCUGUGUCCAAUCGCAGCGUCCAGAGGUUGGACUCGAGGGGCUACCCGUCACAUGAUGGGUGUAACUGCAGCAGCUCGGCCUCUCUGAGCCUGGUCCUGUCGCUGAGGAGAGGAGAUCGAGCAGGACUGGUCAUGACCGCUGGGAAGCUCGCCACCUCGGCCUCCUCUGAGAUCCUGUCGUCUUUCAGCGCCGUGCUUCUUUACGCCAGCCCGGCCAAUCGGUAGCCGGUAGCCGGUAGCCGGUAGCCGGUAGCCGGUAGCCGGUAGCCGGUAGCCGGUAGCCGGGCUCUUUUUAAAGACAACUCAUGCAAGAGGACAGAUGGCGAUAUCUCAUUAUCAGGAGGGAAAUUAGAUUCUCUAAAUUAGAUUAUUUCAUUAGUACUAAUAUAUAGUGUGCUUACAUUGCAAUUAUUUUAUAUAUAUACAUAUAUAUAUAUAUAUAUUUUCGUUUGUGACCAAGAUUUUCCAAAUGCAUACUUGUACAUUUAAUUGUCGUCCGCUGUCCAUCCGUUUCUUCCUCCAAUAAUUAAAAACACC